UGCGUGUUGGUGUACUUGAUAGCAUGGAAACGCAGCGCCUUAUAAACCGAUAUCUUGCCCCCCCUCAUCCCCAAGAAGCAAGCAGCUAGCCUGCGGGGAGCUUUCACGGAGAGCGAACUGGGUCGGCCUUAUCCGCCUCUGCCUUCUGUUUCUACACCUCUUUUUCUUCCCUCUCCUCCCUUUCUCCUUUAGGCCGCCCGCGGUCGCCUGCCAACGCCAUGCAUCAGCCGGAGAGUUCAGUCGACGCCACCAAAUUGGGUGUCGGCCGCUCCAUCGCGGUGCUCACCUCUGGGGGUGAUGCCCAGGGUAUGAACGCUGCCGUGAGGGCAACUGUCAGAGUCGGCCUCUACACCGGAGCCAAAGUCUACUUCAUCCAUGAGGGCUACCAGGGUCUGGUGGAUGGCGGGGACAACAUUCGACCUGCCACCUGGGAGAGCGUGUCCAUGAUGCUGCAGCUGGGUGGCACCGUCAUUGGCAGCGCCCGAUGCCAGGACUUCCGCACAAAGGAGGGGCGCACCAAAGCAGCCUUUAACCUGGUCAAGCUCGGCAUCACUAACCUGUGUGUCAUCGGAGGCGACGGCAGCUUGACCGGUGCCAACCAGUUCCGUACGGAGUGGAGUGAGCUGCUGGCCAUCCUGGUCAAAGCGGGUAAGAUCACUGUUGAAGAAGCCAAGGGCUCCUCUCACCUGAACAUAGUGGGCAUGGUGGGAUCCAUCGACAAUGACUUCUGCGGCACUGACAUGACCAUCGGCACUGACUCGGCCCUGCACCGCAUCAUGGAGGUGGUGGACGCCAUCACCACGACAGCGCAGAGUCACCAGCGGACAUUUAUCCUGGAAGUGAUGGGCCGGCACUGCGGGUACCUGGCCCUGGUGACUGCGCUGUCCUGUGGUGCUGACUGGGUCUUUAUUCCAGAGAUGCCUCCUGAGGAAGCCUGGGAAGAACACCUGUGUAGGAGACUGAUGGAGACCCGGGGGCGGGGCUCUCGUCUAAACGUCAUCAUAGUAGCAGAGGGGGCCAUGGACAGGAACGGCAAGCCGAUCACCUCCGACCUGGUCAAGGAUCUUGUAUCCAAGAGGCUUGGCUAUGACACUCGAGCCACCAUCCUCGGUCACGUCCAGAGAGGGGGCACUCCCUCUGCCUUCGACAGAAUCCUGGCCAGUAGGAUGGGAGUAGAGGCUGUGAUGGCUCUGUUGGAGGCCACCCCAGAGACCCCCGCCUGCGUUGUCAGUCUGUCAGGGAACAUGGCGGUCAGACUGCCACUGAUGGAGUGUGUGCAAGUGACUAAAGACGUCACUAAAGCCAUGGCAGAGGGUCGAUAUGAGGAUGCCAUCAAGCUCAGGGGAAAGAGCUUUCAAAAUAACUGGGACACCUACAAGAUGUUGGCUCACGUUCACCUUCCAGAGACAAAGAGCAACAUCAACAUUGGCAUCUUGAACGUCGGGGCGCCCUGCGCCGGCAUGAAUGCCGCGGUGCGCUCGGCCGUCAGGAUCGGCAUCAUCCAGGGCCACCAGAUGUUCGCAGUGCAUGAUGGGUUCGACGGGCUGGCUCACGGAAUGAUUGAGCCCAUUAACUGGGGUGGUGUCGGAGGCUGGACAGGGAAAGGAGGCUCAAUGCUCGGCACUAAAAGAGUACUUCCUGGAGACAUGGUGGAGGACAUCAGCCUGAACAUUGCUAAAUUCAACCUCCAUGGGCUGCUCAUCAUCGGAGGCUUUGAGGCAUUUGCUGGUGGGCUGGAGAUAGUGAAGGCCAGGGAGAAGUAUGAAGAGCUGUGUAUCCCCAUGGUUAUAAUCCCCGCCACUGUCUCCAACAACGUGCCCGGAUCUGACUUCAGCAUCGGCGCGGACACCGCCCUCAACACCAUUACCACAACCUGUGACCGGAUCAAACAGUCGGCUGCUGGCACCAAGCGCCGUGUGUUCAUCGUCGAGACCAUGGGUGGGUACUGUGGUUACCUGGCAACUAUGGCUGGCCUGUCCUCAGGGGCCGAUGCUGCCUACAUCUUUGAAGAUCCCUUCACCAUUCAUGACCUGGAGAUGAACGUGGUGCACUUAGUGGAGAAGAUGAAGACCACAGUGAAAAGAGGCUUGAUUCUCAGGAACGAGAGAUGCAAUCUCAACUACACCACCGACUUCAUCUUCAACCUGUACUCGGAGGAGGGGAAGGGCAUCUUCGACUGCCGCAAGAACGUUCUGGGACACAUGCAGCAGGGUGGAACCCCGACUCCGUUCGACAGGAAUUUUGGCACGAAAAUGGGGGCCAAGUCUGUCCUCUGGCUGACUGAGAAACUGAAGGAGUGCUACAGACACGGUCGCAUUUUUGCCAACACGCCAGAUUCUGCGUGUGUUCUGGGAAUGAAGAAGCGGGCGCUGAUGUUCCAGCCCCUCGAAGAGCUCAAGGAACAGACCGACUUUGAGCACCGCAUCCCCAAGAUUCAGUGGUGGCUGAGACUCCGGCCCAUCCUUAAGAUCCUGGCCAAAUACCAGAUCCCCCUGGACACGUCAGAGAAGGCCGCCAUGGAGCACAUCAUCAAGAAGAGAGGCUUAGUUUAAGGGCAUUGGGGAGAGGGAGGGGAGGAGACUCACUGGCACGCACGUGCAAGCAGGCGCACGCACGCACGCACACGCACGCACGCACACACAC
Messenger RNA from Anguilla anguilla (European eel), 2643 nucleotides. It is a transcript of the gene pfkmb, whose product is annotated as phosphofructokinase, muscle b. Gene Ontology annotation, molecular function: AMP binding; identical protein binding; fructose-6-phosphate binding. Bases 219 to 2552 code for a protein of 777 amino acids. The record is from RefSeq and is a predicted model, not a curated record. NCBI's taxonomy places the organism in Eukaryota, Metazoa, Chordata, Actinopteri, Anguilliformes, Anguillidae. Gene Ontology annotation, biological process: canonical glycolysis; fructose 1,6-bisphosphate metabolic process; fructose 6-phosphate metabolic process. Gene Ontology annotation, cellular component: 6-phosphofructokinase complex; membrane; cytoplasm. The transcript has 22 exons.